Molecule: messenger RNA, 1122 nt
Organism: Musa acuminata AAA Group (dessert banana)
Lineage: Eukaryota; Viridiplantae; Streptophyta; Magnoliopsida; Zingiberales; Musaceae
Product: notchless protein homolog
Exons: 5
Coding region: 208-630 (140 amino acids)
Biological process (GO): ribosomal large subunit assembly
Cellular component (GO): nucleolus
Molecular function (GO): protein binding
Source: RefSeq, a predicted model, not a curated record
CCCCUAAACCCCUCGGAUGUCUUCCGUCACCACCCAUGCCUCCACCAUCACCUCCCUCGCUCCGUCGACGGGUGCCACCACCACCACCACCACCUCCUCUACCUUCUACACGAGGAAAGGGGCUUUGCUACUAGGCAAACACUCUUCUCAAUCUCUUCCGAUCAUAAAGGUUAGGGUUCUGUUAUACUGGGAGUUUGCCAGGAAGAGAUGGAGGUUUCAGAAGAAGUGAGAGAAAUAAGCAGUAGUAAUAGCGCGAUGUGCCUUUUGACUGACCCUGAAGGGGAGCCUCUUGGUGCUCCUCUCUAUCUCCCACAGAAUGCUGGACCACCACAGCUCCAGGAAAUAGUCAACAAACUGCUGAAGAAUGGCCACAAGAAAUCGAUUACUGGUAUUUCCUGGGAGCCUCUGCAUUUGCAAGCUCCUUGUUGCCGUUUAGUUAGUUCCAGCAAGGAUGGGGAUGCACGUAUUUGGGAUAUUUCUUUGAGCAAGUGUGUUGUUUGUCUCUCUGGUCACACUCUGGCUGUUACCUGUGUAAAGUGGGGUGGUGAUGCCAUGAUAUACACAAGCUUAUGGAGUAAAUGGGUGAACGUAGUGGACGAGACUCUUGCCGGAGUAAUUGCAUUAGCUUAAACAAGAUCUUCCAGGUCAUGUAGAUGAGGUUUUCUGUGUGGAUUGGAGUCCAGAUGGUGAAAAAGGAGCAUCUGGUGGCAAGGAUAGGCUACUAAAGUUAUGGAUGAACUAGGCAAUAGCAAAAUCAAUGGAGGUUCUGGUAUGAUACAAUUUGGAUUAUACUUGCACUUCCUACACCAUAAAUAAUUACUGCUUUCUUCGACUUGAUUGUUAUCUCAAUUUGCUUGUACAGCUAGCCCUUAUUUUAUGUGGUGGUAUGACAGAUUGCAUGCCCAGUUAAUAUGUUUAUCUGUUAAUUAAUCAUACCAUUGUUACUACAAAUCUGCUGGCUGUACAAUGAGCUCUUUGUCAGCAAUUGCUGUUCAUGGAAGAUGGCAGAUAUUUAAUUAUGUGUCUACAAGAGCUCGGUAUCUGUGCAAGAAGGUAUAAGUGCAAGAAAACACACUUCAAAGUUCAAUGAUCACUGAUGCAUGCAAUAUCCAAAAAUGCUUC